AUGGCGACAGCUGUGACUUCAAACGCCACCGAGGACAGCCAGGCAAAAGAUUUGACCCCUACUGGACAUGUCGCGUCCAAGCCAGGUCCUCCAUCAGGUCCCAUGCCGCAAUAUACUGCUUUCAGUCCUGGGCGACAACGCUUCAUCUUGGGUAUCGUCACCGCUGCAGGCUUUUUCGGACCAUUGGCAGGAGGCAUCUACCUGCCUGCGUUACCGACCUUGCGGGAGGCUUUCAACGCCUCUGCAACCGUCAUCAAUGCCACCGUCUCGGUCUUUAUGGGAGUCUUGGCUGUCGCGCCACUCUUCUGGGGUUCUCAAGCAGACUAUGGCGGUCGCAAGCCUCUGUACAUGGUCUCCUUGAUGAUAUUUAUUGUGGCGAAUAUUCUUCUUGCGGCCGUUCCAGCGAAUCUAGCCGCUCUUUUUAUCCUACGAAUUGUCCAAGGUUUCGGUGCUGCCAGCGUUCUCUCCCUGGGAGCGGGAACGGUCGCCGACAUCACAGCGCCCAAGGGAAGAGCUUCCGCCAUGUCCAUCGUACUGCUCGGUCCUCAGAUGGGCCCUGUGCUCGGUCCACUGCUUGGGGGUGCUAUUACAGGUAGUGCCAGCUGGCGCUGGACAUUCGGUUUCCUGGCCAUCACCUGCUCUGCAGUAUAUGUCGUUCUCGUGUUCUGUCUUCCCGAAACCGUACGAUCGCUUGUCGGUAAUGGCACGCUUUACAAGGACAGCAGCUGGAUCGUCCGACCGAAAUGGCGACAGUCACCCGUGGUGGAUCCAGCCAAAUUCCCUCGACCUCCACCUCCUACCCUACUCGGCUUGCUGAAACUUCUUCGAUAUCCUCCCAUAGUGAUUGUGUCGCUGAACAGCGCAAUCCUGUUCGCAGCCUACUACGCCAUGAACGUCACGUAUCCGACCUUCCUCGAAGAUAUCUACGGAUUCUCAACCACCGAAGUCGGAGUGGCGUAUCUCGCGCCAGGUCAGCCAGCAGCCCUCAACUUCCCUUUUCUCUCCCCUUCUCUUUCCUAA
This is a messenger RNA of Endocarpon pusillum Z07020, 1020 nucleotides long. RefSeq lists its product as uncharacterized. Bases 1 to 1020 code for a protein of 339 amino acids. Gene Ontology annotation, molecular function: amine transmembrane transporter activity. Gene Ontology annotation, biological process: amine transport; transmembrane transport. Lineage: Eukaryota; Fungi; Ascomycota; Eurotiomycetes; Verrucariales; Verrucariaceae. The record is from RefSeq and is a predicted model, not a curated record. The transcript is spliced from 3 exons.